AAAUUAUGAAAAAUAUAUUUUAGGUUCUUGACGAUGUCGUCAUCUUUCUGCGACGGCUCUUCUUCCUCUUCAGGAAGCUAAAUUAACAGGGAAGUUUAGCUUUGCCAAGAAGAAGGGAAAACGAUGUCUGGAAGCUUCUACUUUGUCAUGGUUGGUCAUCAUGACAAUCCUGUGUUUGAGAUGGAGUUCUUACCAAGUGGGAAGCCUGAAUCUAAGGAUGACCACCGUCACCUGAACCAAUUCAUUGCACACGCAGCCCUGGAUUUGGUGGAUGAAAACAUGUGGCUGUCCAAUAGUAUGUACUUGAAAACCGUGGACAAGUUCAACGAGUGGUUUGUUUCUGCAUUCGUCACUGCAGGACAUAUAAGAUUCAUCAUGUUGCAUGAUGUGAGACAAGAAGACGGAAUCAAAAACUUUUUUAAUGAUGUAUACGAUCUAUACAUUAAGUUUGCUAUGAAUCCAUUCUAUGAAAUCAAUGCACCAAUCCGCUCAACAGCUUUUGAGAGGAAAGUCCAGUUUCUUGGAAAGAAACAUCUCAUGAGUUAAUCAGUUCGCACAAGGAUCUGAAAAUAUCUUGUCUAUUUGCUGUUUAUACUUGCACUUGUUUGACGUCUAUCUUUUCCUGUUUUACACAACAUAAGAUGUAUUCUACACACAUGCAGAUUUCUAUUGUCUAACUGUAGCUUGUAAGAUAAUGUUUGUUGAUUUGUUUUUUGUAAAUGAAUGGACUCGGCCACGUUAUGGCUACUUUGUGUUGAUUAUUAACAAUAAGCUUCAAAACUUCAGUUUAUCCCAGAAUUCAAUAAUGAAUAAAACAUUUUGAUUAACAGCC
Molecule: messenger RNA, 832 nt
Organism: Stegastes partitus (bicolor damselfish)
Lineage: Eukaryota; Metazoa; Chordata; Actinopteri; Pomacentridae
Gene: trappc2
Product: trafficking protein particle complex subunit 2
Exons: 5
Coding region: 124-546 (140 amino acids)
Biological process (GO): endoplasmic reticulum to Golgi vesicle-mediated transport
Source: RefSeq, a predicted model, not a curated record